UUUUUGUUUGGCUCCUUUUUUCUAACUUCGCGACCACGCAGAAAUCCCGUCACACCCUCUUUCCUGCAGUUGGACGAACUUCGGGUUGAAGAAAAUGCAGUAGACGAAAAACCAGCACAAACAGCAACAAACUAUCAACAGCAGCAGCUGAACAUGAACAGUCGAAACGUCGUCGUGUGCGACAAUGGCACCGGGUAUGUGAAAUGUGGAUUUGCUGGAGAGAACUUCCCCACCUCUGUGUUCCCUUGCGUAGUUGGAAGGCCACUGCUUCGCUAUGAGGAAUCACUUAUGGAACAAGAAAUCAAGGAUGUCAUUGUUGGAGAAGCUUGUGCCGAAUUUCGGCAUCAAUUGGAUAUAAAUUACCCGGUUAACAAUGGCAUUGUGCAAAACUGGGAUGAUAUGGGCCAUGUCUGGGACCAUGCAUUCUACAGUGAACUAAAGAUAGAUCCUACUGAGUGUCAGAUAUUACUCACAGACCCGCCUCUUAAUCCUUCAAAGAACCGUGAAAAAAUGGUUGAGACCAUGUUUGAGAAGUACAAUUUUGCUGGUGUCUUCAUUCAAAUUCAAGCUGUUUUAACGUUGUAUGCUCAAGGCUUGCUAACCGGAUUAGUUAUUGACUCUGGUGAUGGUGUUACACAUGUGGUUCCAGUUGUCGAUGGCUACUCAUUUCCUCAUCUUACGAAGCGAAUGAAUGUAGCUGGCCGACACAUAACAUCCUAUCUUGUUGAUUUGCUCUCACGGAGGGGGUAUUCAAUGAAUAGGACAGCUGAUUUUGAGACUGUUAGGGAAAUCAAGGAGAAGCUUUGCUAUAUUAGUUAUGAUUACAAAAGGGAGUAUCAGUUGGGACUUGAAACCACCAUACUUGUAAAAAAUUACACUCUGCCAGAUGGAAGGGUGAUUAAAGUUGGCACCGAAAGGUUCCAGGCUCCUGAGGCUCUUUUCACUCCUGAACUUAUAGAUGUUGAAGGUGAUGGAAUGGCUGACAUGGUAUUCCGCUGUAUUCAGGAAAUGGAUAUUGACAACAGGAUGAUGCUCUACCAGCAUAUUGUUUUAAGUGGAGGGAGCACGAUGUAUCCUGGAUUACCCAGUCGUUUGGAGAAGGAAAUACUGGACCGUUAUCUUGACGUUGUUUUGAAGGGUAACAAAGAUGGACUCAAGAAAUUGCGAUUGCGAAUUGAAGAUCCUCCACGAAGAAAGCACAUGGUGUAUCUAGGUGGUGCAGUCCUUGCGGGAAUUAUGAAGGAUGCUCCUGAAUUUUGGAUCACGAGGGAGGAUUAUCUAGAAGAAGGAGUUGCUUGUCUAAGCAAGUGUGGUCAGGCAUGACUUUUUCGAGGUCAGUUUGCCACCCGCUUAGCUGUGUUCAGUAUCAGUUGUUGGAAUGGAAAAGCAACAAGCAAAACCAUGCGAGGCCUUGACAUUGAAAUAUCGAUUGCUAUCCUGAGUAACCUAUAGGAAUUUGUUGACUUUUGAUAAGUUUUGUGCAAGCUACCUAUGAGCCGAGUGCAAAGAGUUUGUGUGAUGUUGUAUCAGUAUGGCUGGAAAUGUAUACCGUAAAAUUGUAGAGAUUCUUUUGUAUUUCUAACUCUGUUUCCAAUACAAUUUGUUUGUCAGCGACAAGUUUUAUACAC
Malus domestica (apple) is the source of this 1628-nucleotide messenger RNA. RefSeq names its product actin-related protein 2. Gene Ontology annotation, cellular component: actin cortical patch; Arp2/3 protein complex. Gene Ontology annotation, molecular function: actin filament binding. NCBI's taxonomy places the organism in Eukaryota, Viridiplantae, Streptophyta, Magnoliopsida, Rosales, Rosaceae. The record is from RefSeq and is a predicted model, not a curated record. Gene Ontology annotation, biological process: Arp2/3 complex-mediated actin nucleation.